This is a messenger RNA of Lachnellula hyalina, 975 nucleotides long. RefSeq lists its product as uncharacterized. The record is from RefSeq and is a predicted model, not a curated record. The transcript is spliced from 2 exons. NCBI's taxonomy places the organism in Eukaryota, Fungi, Ascomycota, Leotiomycetes, Helotiales, Lachnaceae. The coding region runs from base 1 to 975 and encodes 324 amino acids.
AUGUCACAUUCACCCGUCCUGAGAGGCCUUUCGCCCUACAACUCGCCGCCCAACUCGCAGUCGCCCUGGAGCCAGGGUUCACAGUUUGGAACCAGCGAAGGCAGCGGCUAUGAUUCUUUAACUCUGCCGCCUAUAAACCCAGACGCAGACAACGACCUCGGCGAGCUCCCUUCAUUCAUAAACAACGGCGACUUCUUCUCGCACCUUCGAUCGUCCGACCCGUUCUUGCUGGAAGCGCAAGCCUCGUCGUCAGGCUCGCGCUCACAGGAACAACAAGAGCCGGCGCCACCACCUCUGAACCAGCAAGCACGACCUUCUCGACCACCAGCUCUUUUCUCACAAUAUACCAUUGCUGGAUCUGAAUCUCCAGACCCUUUCGACGGUGAUUUUGCCGAUCUCGCCGACUUCGUACACGGGUUGUCGCCGCCCCACUCGCCGCCUGCACAAAUGGUUCCUUCACGAACAACAACCCGACGCUCCAGCGUCGUCGAUCUUACAUCAUCUUCACCAGAUGCCAAAAUGGUCUCUACACGAAAACGAAAGGCGACAGAACAUGCGGGCCAAGGAAGGGCCCCCAAGAGAACAGCUCGAGCAUCGGGGAAUAGUUCAGGUUCCAGGCGGCAGAGCUUAGAGGAUAUUGAAGUAGUGGAUCUCGCAAAUGUAGAGGACGAGUCACAAUAUCGAGAGCUGGCAGCGAAGCAGCAAGCGGAGCUCAUCAAAAAGCAAAACGAAGACGAGGCGCGGAGACCUGUCAAGCUCGCCGAAUUUCAAUGUAUCAUCUGCAUGGACAACCCUACGGAUCUGACGGUCACUCAUUGUGCACUUCAUGCUGGCGACAAGAAGUCAUGCCCCGUGUGUAGGACACCGAUUAGCACAACCAUUUCAUCAAAAGGGAAGCAGCCGAAAAAUGGUAUCUUCCCCUUGGAGAUGAAGCUUAUGACAAGGAACAAGAAAGGAAAACUAGUUGCGAAGUAG